Molecule: messenger RNA, 1602 nt
Organism: Carcharodon carcharias (great white shark)
Lineage: Eukaryota; Metazoa; Chordata; Chondrichthyes; Lamniformes; Lamnidae
Product: solute carrier family 22 member 2-like
Exons: 11
Coding region: 1-1602 (533 amino acids)
Biological process (GO): transmembrane transport
Cellular component (GO): membrane
Source: RefSeq, a predicted model, not a curated record
AUGGCAACUUUUGAUGAUGUCUUAGUGAACAUAGGAGGCUUUGGACAAUAUCAAAAGAUGAUUUUCUUUCUGAUAUACCUGACAUCAGCGGUGUUCUCCUACCUGUACAUUGGGUUUGUCUUUUUAGCGGUUACUCCUGACCAUUGGUGCAGGAGUCCUGGGGUGACUGAGCUAAGAGAUAAGUGCAACUGGUCUCUGGAACAGGAAAAGAAUUAUACACUGCCUCUGGGACGAUCCGGCAGCUCCUCAUACAGUCAGUGUGAGAGAUAUGAUGUCGAAUGGAAUUCCUCUUUGGGCAGCUGUGAAAAUCCACUGCUGUUUGUCCAGAAUGGUUCCCGAGAUUUACCACUUACAACUUGCCAGGAUGGAUGGGCUUUUGAAAAUGGCUCAUCCUCCAGUAUUGUGACUGAGUUUGAACUGGUAUGUGCUGAUGCCUGGAAACUGGAUCUGACUCAAGCUUGUCUAAACCUGGGAUUUAUGCUUGGAACAAUAAGCAUGGGCUACGCAGCGGACAUAUUUGGCAGGAAACUUUGCUUCUUGUUUGCGACCUUUGUGACCUCAGUGUCGGGUCUUCUACUGGCAUUCUCCCCAAGCUACACCUGGUUUGUGAUCUUCCGCAUUCUGCAAGGCCUCUUCAGCAGGGGAGGUUGGCUAUGUGCUAAUGUCUUAAUCACUGAACUUGUUGUGUCAGAGUACAGAAGAACAGCAGGGAUUCUAAACCAAUUGUCCUUCAGUUUUGGGGUCAUGCUUCUUCCAGCCAUUGCAUAUUUUUUACCAGCUUGGAGAAACUUGCAACUGGCGAUUACCAUCCCAAACUUCCUGUUCUUGACCUAUUACUGGUUGAUUCCGGAGUCUCCCAGGUGGCUGCUCUCUCAGAGGAAAGUCGCAGAAGCCUUGAAAGUUCUGCAGCAGGUGGCAAAAAGGAACGGCAACAUCCUCUCGAUGAAGCUCGAGGUGACUAACUCUGUUGACCAGAAUGGCGAAAAGGCGAACUGUCCUUCUGUAAUAGAGCUAGUCAGGACACCUCAGAUGAGGAAACAUACCCUCAUUUUGAUGGUGAACUGGUUUACAAGUGCAUUGGUGUAUCAAGGUCUUGUCAUGCGUUUGGGAACCCUGGGAGGAAACAUUUACCUUGAUGUGUUUAUCUCGGGAGCUGUGGAAAUCCCAGCAUCAGUCAUUAUCCUUUUAGUGAUUGAACGGAUUGGACGGCGUCUUCCCUUCGCAACAGGUGGCCUGCUGUUGGGGGGCUCCUGUUUAACAGCGGCGUUCAUCCCUGACAGUAUGUCCUGGCUGAAAACAGUAGCCAUAUGCUUGGGCAGACUGGGAAUAACUGUGAGCUUGGAGAUGGUUUGUUUUGUCAAUAUGGAGCUGUACCCUACAUAUUUAAGGAACUUUGCUGUCUCUGUGUGUGCAGUGCUGUCUGAUAUUGGAGGAAUUAUUUCCCCAUUCGUCGUGUACAGGCUGGCUGCUUUCUGGAUUGAAAUGCCCCUUAUAGUUUUUGGGGUGAUUGGUUUGAUUGCUGGCAGCCUAGUGUUGCUCUUGCCUGAAACGAAGGGAUUGACUUUACCAGACACCAUCGAGGAUGUGGAGAACAUCAGGUAA